This is a messenger RNA of Triticum turgidum subsp. durum (durum wheat), 1182 nucleotides long. The record is from the annotation of a GenBank genome assembly. NCBI's taxonomy places the organism in Eukaryota, Viridiplantae, Streptophyta, Magnoliopsida, Poales, Poaceae.
AUGAGCUGGUGGUGGGCGGGCGCGGUGGGCGCCGUCAAGAAGAGCCAGGAGGAGCGCACCGAGCUCUCCUUCCAGAGCGUCGCCCUCGUCAUCGGAUCCACCGGCAUCGUCGGCACAUCGCUCGUCGACAUACUCCCGCACGACGACACCCCCGGCGGGCCCUGGAAGGUGUACGCCGUCUCCCGUCGCCCGCUCCCUCCCUGGUCCCCGCAGCCCUCCCCCGCCGUCACGCAUCUGCUCCUGGACCUGGCCGACCCUGUCGCCGUGGCGGAGGCCCUCAAGCCGCUCACCGACAUCACCCAUGUCUUCUACGCUGCGUGGUCCAGCCACCCGACGGAGGCUCAGAACCGGGAGGCCAACUCCGCCAUGCUCCGGAACGUGCUCUCCGUCCUCGUCCCGGGCUGCCCCGCGCUCGCCCACGUCUGCCUCCAGACCGGCCGCAAGCACUACAUCGGCCCGUACGAGGCCAUCGGCAAGAUCCCCGUCCCAGACCCGCCCUACACCGAGGAUAUGCCCCGCCUCGAUUACCCCAACUUCUACUACGACCAGGAGGACGUCCUCUUUGAGGAGGUCUCCCGCCGCGACGGCGCCGUCAGCUGGUCUGUGCACUGUCCCUCCGUGGUCUUUGGGUUCUCUCCCCGGAGCGCCAUGAAUGUCGUGGCCAGCCUAUCCGUCUAUGCCGCCAUCUGCCGCAAGGAGGGCGCCAUGCUGAGGUGGCCUGGGAGCAGGGUUGCAUGGGAGCGCUUCAGCGACGCCUCCGACGCGGAUCUUGUCGCCGAGCAGGAGAUCUGGGCAGCCGUCGAUCCGUUGGCAAGGAACGAGGCUUUCAAUUGCAGCAAUGGAGAUUUAUACAAGUGGAAGCAGCUCUGGCCGAUGGUGGCUGACCGAUUCAGGGUGGAGUGGGCGGGAUACGAGGGAGAGGACAGCCGGUUCAUGCUCGCCGACGCCAUGGCCGGGAAGGAGGCGGUGUGGGCAGAGAUCCUCCAGGAGAACGAGCUUGUCACGACUGAGCUCCAAGAGAUUGCCAAUUGGUGGUUCCUCGAUGCCGUGUUCAAUGUCAAGUGUGAGCAUUUGGAUAGCAUGAACAAGAGCAAGGAGCAUGGAUUCCUUGGAUUCCGUAACACGGCCAAGUCCUUCAACGCAUGGAUUGAUAAGAUGAAGGUUUUGAAGAUUGUUCCAUGA